GAAGCCCAGCUCAGCUGGAAGCGAAAAGCUCUACUCGGUGUGUUUUGCGAAGAGGACUUCGCUGCAGGAGGGAGACUUGGAGAUCAGAGGCGAUCCCUCCUCCCCACCUGCGGCUGAUCUCUGUAUUCCGUCUCUCCCUCCCUGUUAAGGAUGGCAACGUCUCGGCGCGGUGUUCGAAGGACGCGCAAGCUGCGCCAGUGGACCGUGGAGCAGGUGGAAAGCGGCCAGUUACCGGGGGUGGUCUGGGACGACCCUCCCCACAAGACCAUGUUCCGCAUCCCGUGGAAACACGCGGGGAAGCAGGAAUUCCGGCACGAGGAGGACGCCGGCUUUUUCAAGGCCUGGGCCAUCUUUAAAGGAAAGUACAGGCCGGGCGAGCCCCUUGAGCCUGCCACGUGGAAGACGCGCAUCCGCUGCGCUUUCUCCAAGAGCCCCGAGUUCGAGGAGGUGCCGGAACGCUCCAAGCUGGGGACCGCAGAGCCCUACAAGGUGUACCGCCUGGUGCCGCCGCCUGAGCAGGGCUUUGGGACCCAGCCCAAACUAAGAAAGCCAAAAGCGCCCAGGCUGGAAUCUUCCAACGGAUCCUCGGAGAAGGAGAAUGGCGAUCCUGAUAGCAGCCUCCCUCAGCCUCCAGCCGCCGUCUGCAGCCUGAAGAUGGAAUCCAGCUCCACGUUCGAAGCCAUCGCUAGCCAGGCCCCAAACGUAUUCGCCGCUUUGGUCGUCCCAAAUGGGGAGAUGGAACCUGAGUCCAUGGAGUCAGCACUGGCUGGGAAUGAGAUUGCUGCCUUCAACCAGAAGCCAGAACCCGACCAAGCUGUGCCCAUUUCAGAGAAUGUUCGAGGCAGUCCAGGGAACUUCUUCGUCAUCCUGUCCGUCUCCUACGGCGGCAAGGAGGUCCUGAAAGAAUUGCUGCCAGAGGGAGAGUUCCUGGUCACUUCCGCCGCAGCCCCUCUGGGAACGUCCGGCAACAGCAUGCUCCGGGUCGUGCUGCCGCCCGCCUCCAGUGUUGAGGACGCCCAGAAGAAGGCUGACGUCUGCCGGCUGCUGAAGGACCUGGAGAAGGGUGUCAUGGCGGCCAGCAACGCGGAGGGGAUUUUCGUUCAGUGCCGGGGCCGAGCCAGCAUCUUCUUGCGUGGUCCGGGGGGCACCCAGCCCCACAGGAAGCUGCCUAGCAACGCCUUCCUUCAGUUGUUCAGCACCAAAUCAUUUAAGUCAGCACUGCAGGAAUACUACCUGGGCCAUGGGCCUAAGCCUCAGCACCAAGUCACUCUCUGUGUCGGGGAGGAAUUGGGGCAGGACUGCGUAGACAGCAAGAGAAUCGUCAUUCAGAUGGAGCAGAUAUUUGCCUCGGCUGCAGUCUCUCCUCCCGUAGUCCAACCAGCUGCUCCCCAAGUCCUCUUGGUCGUUUCGGAGGCCUCGGCUGGGAAAUGGGAUGCUCCUGGGGCACCUGAAUGCUGAGAUGGCAAAGAAAUCACCUGUCCGGUCCCUCUGAUUUUGGGGGCUGCUGACCUGCUUGUGGUACAGUCCCAUCCGGGAUCUUGAACAGUUCCUCAGAGCGGCACUUCCUACUUCCUGCCUUAUUCUCUCG
Molecule: messenger RNA, 1588 nt
Organism: Podarcis raffonei (Aeolian wall lizard)
Lineage: Eukaryota; Metazoa; Chordata; Lepidosauria; Squamata; Lacertidae
Gene: IRF9
Product: interferon regulatory factor 9
Exons: 9
Coding region: 151-1458 (435 amino acids)
Biological process (GO): immune system process; regulation of transcription by RNA polymerase II
Cellular component (GO): nucleus
Molecular function (GO): protein binding; RNA polymerase II cis-regulatory region sequence-specific DNA binding; DNA-binding transcription factor activity, RNA polymerase II-specific
Source: RefSeq, a predicted model, not a curated record